Messenger RNA from Eriocheir sinensis (Chinese mitten crab), 2267 nucleotides. RefSeq names its product 26S proteasome non-ATPase regulatory subunit 10-like. Gene Ontology annotation, cellular component: nucleus. Lineage: Eukaryota; Metazoa; Arthropoda; Malacostraca; Decapoda; Varunidae. Gene Ontology annotation, biological process: positive regulation of transcription by RNA polymerase II. Bases 206 to 889 code for a protein of 227 amino acids. The transcript is spliced from 6 exons. Gene Ontology annotation, molecular function: transcription cis-regulatory region binding; protein binding. The record is from RefSeq and is a predicted model, not a curated record.
ACUUGAUCCUGAUAGUACAGACACAGAUGACUUCAAUUGACUUGCAGUUCCCCACGAGUAACAAACAAAGACGCGGAAGUGAUAUUAUCUAACGUUAUUUUCGCAGGUGUUAUUUUCUCCAUACACUCUCCUGUUGAUUUCCCGGAGGUUUGAAGGUGUCAUAGUUUUAUUUUCAUUUAGUACUGGUGUGACGAGGCCAAGCAGGAUGGUGCCAGACGGGAAGGACUCUUUCAGGGUGCACGAGGCUAGCUACGAGGGCAGGUACGAGGUGGUAAAGGCGAAGGUGCUGGCCAACCCUCGCCUCAUCACCGUCAUGGACGACAGUGACCGUCAAGCCUUGCACUGGGCAGCCUGUGGAGGACACGCAGAGCUGGCCAGCUUCCUCAUAGAACAGGGAGCAGAAGUGGACAAACCAGAUGAUUCAGGGUGGACGCCGCUCAUGAUAGCCGCCUCAGCCGGACGCGAGCAAGUGGUGAGGUUGCUGAUUGGGCGCGGCGCCAACGUCAAUGCACAGAACGCAGGUGGUCACUCACCUCUCCAGUACGCUGCCUCCAAAGACCAUCAUGAGAUUGCAAAAAUAUUGAUGGAUAAUAUGGCUGACAUAAAUCUGCCUGACAAAAGAGGUGCCACGCCCCUGCACCGCGCCGCCUCCAAGGGCAACAUCCAGUCUCUGUCGGUUCUUCUGGCUAAUAACCAGUGUACUCUCAACUUACGUGACGCUGAGGGCAACACCCCGCUGCACCUUGCGUGUGAGGAGAAUUCUGAGACGGCAGUUAUGCUUCUUCUUGAGCAAGGUGCGAGAACUGACAUAGAAAACAACGAGGAAAAAACUGCUAGACAAAUGGCCACCAGUGUGGGAGUCAGAAGGCUCUUUGCUCAUGAUACUUAAUUAAUCUUAAAAAUGGAGUUUGUGUUGGAGGGCAGUGUUUAUUAAUGCCUUGACUGCGGAUUUCCUACAAGAAGACAUCAGCAAGCUACAGGAAUGGAACAAAUGAAGAAAGAUGUAAAGUCAUGCACCUUGGGAGGGGAUAUCCAGCAUACCAAUACCACAUGGGAAACACUCCACUAUCCACCACAGAGGCAGAGAAAGACCUGGGACUAAAUGUUACCAGGCUACCAGUGAAGGCAAAUUCCGUGCCAUUCGCAGCGGACAAGUUAAGGGCCCUUUUCACAGUUCGCCAUGACGAGUUAAUAAGCCUGCCAGCCAGUACCAAAGACUCCGAAAAUUCCUUGUGUAGUGUUUGGUGUUUAUGUUUAAGUUCGGAAAUUUGAGGAAACUGUACGGGGAACCUCUUGUAUCAUGUGUUGCACCAAUAACCUAACCAUUGUGGAGAGUAGAAGAUUGAAGAAUUUGGUUCGGACAAUUACAAAGCUACUGUGUUGAACUGAAAUUGACUAAGUAUGAGUACAAUGCAGAAAUAGUUGAUUUGAGAGGUGGAAACAUUAGAGAAUAUUGACUUUUAAGUGAGAGAGCAAAAUUAGAAAGGGGAAAGAGAAAGAAAGGAAGAAGGUAGGAAGGCAAUAGAAAGAUAAAAAGAAGUGGAGAACAUCCCCAGGAUUCACGCACGUUCUCCUUGUUUUAUUCUUGGUGGGGACGCAGUAUAUAGUAGUAGGAUGUAUUAAAAAAAAAGUCUUUCAUUUCAUCUGUCCACCAGCAAAGCGGGAUUUUUGACAUGUGGCACCUGUGUAUUUCUAGUUAAUGAAUAUAUAAAAAAAAAGUUGAAGUACUAUUAGAUCUUAAUAAGCUGCAGUAUAUUCGAGCCAUUAUGGUGGAAGAAUAGAUAGAUAGAUAAAUAAGAUAGAUAGAUAGUAGUAGUAGUAGUAGUUGACAUCAAAGUUCUGAAAAAAUAACGAGAGGUGGAAACGCUUAAGAAUAUCAACCUUUAAGUGAGAAGCAGAAAUAGAAAAGGAAGAGAGAAAGGAAGAAGGUAGGAAGGUAAUAGAAAGAUAAAGAGAGAUAGAAAAAGAGAUAUCAACGUUCUGGAAAAAAAUAGCGAGAGAAUUCUUCAGCCAUUUGAUCGAGUUCUUAAAAAUAUGCAGCAAGAGUGUAUGUCUAUUUAGGUACCUUAAUAAACAGUGUGGGAUCUUUUAUAUCCUUCGCCUUUGAUGAUUUCCCUCAAUUUUAAUGAUCUACACCCAGAAAUCUUAACUUCUUUUUCCAGAAACAUUGUAGAGCAUCAACGUUUCACCACUCAUACGUAAUUAUACUCACUAGACAAGUAAGACCAUUCUGUAUAAUCUGUAUCUUCAUAAAACCAUUCACUGAC